CGCACUUUCAACUGUGUGCGCUACGUCCGGUUAUCUGACCUUAGCUGCACAGUUUUACUGAAUGUGCAAUGAUGUCGGAUUCAGACAGUUCAAAUAAAGUUACCAGUACAUUUGAACACUUCUAUCAUAUAGCUUCGUCAUACGGAUUUGGACUGCAUACAUUUUCCAUCCCAACCGUGAUCAAAAUCCGAAAUUUUUCUGAUUCUAAAGACAAACUACGCUGUCGAAUUUACUUCAUUUCUUAUCCGUCGACUAGUUUUCAACCUGGUACUAAACCUUCAUUGUUUUUCGCUGAUUUAAUCCGGCAGAAUUCCGAUGAUCAAUUAAUAUGGUAUCCAUUGUUGCCUAAUGAAUUUUUAGACUAUAAAAAUUCACUUGCAUUAACCGACUUCUUAAUCCAUGAACGUAUGCGUGUUUCUGUAUCGGGUGUUAGCAAUUAUUGUUUAUCCAAUUGUGGUAAACUAAUUAUUUGUGCAUCAAGUGAAAUUUAUAGUACUGAAGACAGUACAUGUUUUGGAGAACAACCUAAUUCUUUGGAACUAAUCAAAGCUCCAUUGCCUAGUGCAAUUCAACCAAUUAUGUGUCCAUUCAAUUCAGAUUUUAUUGUAUGUUUAUCAAAUGAAAAUAUUUACAUUGGUUAUAUACCAACAAAUACAUGGAUACCAGUAACAAAUCAUACAAAUAAUAGUGGUUUGUCUGCAGGUUUCCCACCAUUCGUCGUCCAGGAAGAAUUUGAUCGAUAUGUUGGUUAUUGGUGGAGACCAACGAUGACCAAUGAUCAUUAUUAUCAGUUGUUAUAUGAAGAAGUGGAUGAACGUAAUGUGGCUGUGACGAGAUUGUUUCAUGGGGAAUUUGGUGGUGGUUGGGAAAAUCAACGUUAUCCAAUUGCAGGCACUGAAAAUGCAAGUAGUAAUUUGAAAAUAUGCCAGUUUAAACUGGAUUCAAUGGGUAAAAUCUCCAAUGUACAAACUCUUGCACUACGUUCACCUUUAAAACAAUACUUACCGAAUUUUGAAUAUUUAGUUCGUGCUGGUUGGACACCAGAUGGGAAUUAUGUUUGGUGUCAACUGAUCACUCGCCUACAACAACAUCUUUCACUCAUAUUAAUUCCAGUUGAUAAUUUCUUACCUAUCUCUGAUGUUGUUAAUCAUCCCGAUCCAUCAUCAUCAUCAUCGUCGUCGUUUUCAUCGGCAAUAUCCACAUUAACAGAUUAUUCGUCUUCAUUCUUCACUUCACCAUGUAUAGAAUUAGUGACUGAAGUAGAGUCGAAAUUUUGGGUUAAGGUUCAUGACGUUUUAACCUUUCUGAAAUAUCCAUGGCAUUCAACAAGUGGAAUGAACAAAUCAUCAGAUUUUACAAAUGAAAAUUCUUGUACAUUUAUUUGGGCUUCACAUAGAUCUGGUUUUACACAUUUAUAUCUUAUACAAUGUUCAUGGCCUAAAACUUCAAGUAAUAAUAACAAUAAUGGUAAUACUUUUACACAUGAACAAACUGCAACCGUUAUCCAAGCUAAACAAGUUUUUGUUGAUCAGUUAACCGAUGGUGAUUGGGAGGUUACUGGGAAUCAGAUUUGGCUGGAUGAAGAUAAUAAAUUUGUUUACUUUGAAGGAUUUAGAGAACAUCCUCUUUUGAAACACAUAUAUUCCGUAAGUUAUGGAAAUCAAAGUGAUCGAGGUCCAUUAAAUUGUUUAACGUUAAACCUUCCAAUCGACAACAAUGAUACUCAUGUUAUGAAAUCCAUUCAAAAUGCACACAAUUCAUCAUCAUCAUCGUUAUCAAUGAAUUCUAAUAUUGAAUGUACAUUGGAUCCAUUGUUUCAUGAUUCGUGUUUAUUAAUGAAACCAUAUCCAUUGUCUUAUGAAUUGAAUACAUUCAAUAUUGAAUCUGGUAUUAUGAUCCUAGAAUCAAGCAGUUUAGAUAAACUUGUUGGCAUUCAAAUUUGUCAAGUUAUUAUUGAGAAUAAUGAAAAUAAUACAAAUAAUUCUACCAGUAUUACUGUAAAUAAACAUCGUAAACCAAUUCUACAACAUAUAGCAUGGCUUCGUAAACAUGUAUGGCAUUAUAAUGCAUUCAAUGGAUUCUAUCCAACUAAUCCUCCGUUAGUUCUUCGAUGUGAUAUAUUUAAUAAUUUAGAUCGAAUGCUCACAUUACAAAAUAAUAAUAAUGAUGAAUGUAUAAAUGAUCAUAUAAGUAGUAGUAUUAGUGUUACAUACUCAUCAAAUUAUAUUGAGUUUAGCAAUUCACAAUCAAUAUUAUAUGGCCAGUUAUUUGUGCCAAAUUGUAAUCAUAGUCGACUGUUACCUGUAUCAUCGGUCGAUGGUGUUAGUGUUGCUGGUUAUCCAACUUUGCAUUUUGUUUAUGGUGGUCCAGGUAUUCAACUUGUUCGUGGCAGUUAUUCAAGAUCUGUAUUUGCUCAUGCUCAAUUAUUUUGUCAUUUUGGUUAUGCUGUUUUUCUAUGUGAUUGUCGUGGUUCCUCUAAUCGUGGUAUCGAUUUUGAUGGUCAUAUUAAAAAUCGAUUGGGUCAGGUGGAACUUGAUGAUCAUGUGGCCUUUUUAAAGUAUGCUGCAAAAACUACUGGACUUAUUGAUCUUUCACGUGUUGCUAUUAUGGGCUAUUCCUUUGGUGGUUAUAUGUCAUUGAUGGCUGCAAUGCUAUAUCACGAUGUAUAUAAAGCUGCAAUAGCUAUUUCUCCGGUGGUUGAUUGGACGUUAUAUGAUACCGCAUACACAGAACGAUAUAUUGGUCUACCUAAGGAUAAUCCAGAUGCUUAUUGUAAAGGUAACGUAAUGAAUUAUGUUUCAAAUAUGCCAUCAAAUAAAUAUCAUUUAUUUAUAUUCCAUGGUGGUCAAGAUGAAAAUGUACACUUUUUGCAUACAUCAUCAUUAAUUGAAAAAUUAGAUACAUGUGGUAAACCACAUCAUUUUCAGUUUUAUCCAAAUUCUCGACAUCGUUUAAAGCAUCAAUCUCAUGUUGAAGCAACAGUUUUAAAUUUUCUUGAAGAAACUCUCUGUAAAUCAAAUGAACUAAAAUAGAUCUAUCGAUGAAGCAAAAACAAAAAAAAACUAUGACAAAUCAUUCCACAUCUUCUAUGUAUAAUUUAUUAUCAUGGUUAUGUAUGUAUAUUUCCAGUCCAAUACCCCUUCAUACACACACACACGCACGCAUACACCUCCCCUCCCUCCUUACCCCAUGGUAAUUCAUGGAAUUAUUUAAUUUGUUUUUUUUUUUACUUCCCAUUGUAUACUUCACUUUCUUCAAAACAAGAAAAAAAAGAUAAAGAAAGUAAGAUCAUAAUGGUGAAGAUGAUGAUCAACUUAUGUGCUUCCUUUUUUACUUCUUCUUCUACAAAGACCGAAAUAUAUAUAACUACUACUUAUUAGGAAGAUAUAUAUAUAUAUAUAUAUAUAU
Molecule: messenger RNA, 3408 nt
Organism: Schistosoma guineensis
Lineage: Eukaryota; Metazoa; Platyhelminthes; Trematoda; Strigeidida; Schistosomatidae
Source: the annotation of a GenBank genome assembly